AUGGGUCUUAGUGAUCGUUACCCUGCCUAUGGUGGCCGUGGUCCCGAUGAUUUGCGUCUGGGACUCGGACUCGGCGCUGUCGCUACCAUUUUUAUGGCAUUGCGUGUCUAUGUGAGACUUCGAGUGAAUAAGUUCGGCACUACAGCAUUGAUCUGGUCUCUUGUGGCUUGGUUCCUCACUGCCAUCACACAAACCUUCGGUGUGAUAUCCAUUCUCCACGGACUCGGAAAUAGAAUCACAAUUGUUGAGGAAACCGGCCAAUUGGGCAAUUAUCUUCUUUUCACAUGGAUCACCGUCUUCUUUUUCAAUAUGGCCAUUCCCAUUGGAAAGGUCGCCGUGGCAGCGUUCUUGAUUGAAAUGAAUGCACAAGGCAACCGCAAAAUCCGUCAAAGUCUGGUCGCCGUCGCCGUGCUCAACAUUGUCAUCAAUAUUCCCCAGGUCUUACUCGCCUGGUUCCAAUGUAGCCCACCCAAGGCACUAUGGGAUCCCAACCGACAAGACCUAUGCGACCACAGAACAAGUGUACACUAUACCUACUUCGUCGGUGCUGUAGCCGCAAUCUCCGAUUUCUACCUCGCAAUCAUCCCCGUCACAAUGCUCGCCCCCUUGCGAAUCGACCGCAAGCUUAAAUGGGGUUUGAGUUUCCUAAUGGGCUGCGGUGUUUUCGCCGGAGCCGCAGCCAUCGUCCGAACAUGGGCAGCGAAAUUCAUUAUGAGCGACGACCCUUCAUACGGUGUCGGCAUUCUAUUCCGCUGGGGUGAAGUCGAGGAAUGGAUUGUCCUCAUUUCAAUGUCCAUUCCACCAGUGUGGCCUCUAUUCCGUCCCUUCACGACACGAUUCAUCAAGUCUACUGGACACUCUCGCAGCCCGCACAAUAACUAUCUUUACAACCAAUAUGACUCGAAGCGAGCAGAGCUCAAUUCGCAUGCUGAGCCGCCUAUCAUCACCACUACUAUCUCGAUUUCGUCUACCAAGGGUGUGCACGCAGCCGCUGAGCCUGUGGGUGCAUCUUCGUCGAGUGGUUCGAUUUCUCGAUUUGAAGAGGAAGAGGCCGAGACACCUCACACUGUUUUGAGUCGUAACGGUGAUCCAGAGGGCUGGGUGGAAUUAUCUCAUUAUAAAAAUCACCAUGGUCAGUGA
Messenger RNA from Penicillium pulvis, 1140 nucleotides. RefSeq lists its product as uncharacterized. The record is from RefSeq and is a predicted model, not a curated record. The transcript has 4 exons. NCBI's taxonomy places the organism in Eukaryota, Fungi, Ascomycota, Eurotiomycetes, Eurotiales, Aspergillaceae. The coding region runs from base 1 to 1140 and encodes 379 amino acids.